AUGUCAGUGUACGUUUUGAGAAUUCCUCAUCACGCCCUUGGCGAAUUUUCGAAUAGUGACAAGGUAGUAAUUACUGGCAGUUUUGAUAACUGGGAACACACAAAACACGUCUUGAAGUACAACAGCAGCGACGGGAGUUACAACGUAGCGGUUCCCCGCGGAGAAGCGAACAGCAUAACGUUCAAGUUUGUUAUCAAUGAUAAAGAAUGGGUUAUCCUUCCUUAUUUCGAGACCCGGACCGACAGCAGGGGCUUGGUGAACAACAUUCUGCGGUGGCAGGACAACAACGAAGAAUGUCUCGACGACAUAACCAUUUCAAGUGUAAAGCCUGUUGACCGGGCCCUAUACACGUCUCUCAUUGAUACUAAUUCUGCGGCUACGCAGUCGGAAGAAGUACAAGCUCCUCUGGCACUUGGAGCGACCAAUCGAACGUCGCACGUCUCGCCCGUGGAACACGACUAUAUUCACGUGUCGUCUCAGGACGAGUUGAGCAGCACUGAGAAUCUGAACUUAACAGCACAUUACAGCAGCGACUCAGCUGAGAACCUGGAACUGUCGUCUCCUUAUGAAUCGCACCCUAUGCAGGGCGGAACUCCUCCGGCUUCCCAGAAGCGACUUCAGUCGCUCGUGUCUGUUGUCAAGCGCGUGAAAAUGUACUGGAGCAGCUGA
Lachancea nothofagi CBS 11611 is the source of this 669-nucleotide messenger RNA. Lineage: Eukaryota; Fungi; Ascomycota; Saccharomycetes; Saccharomycetales; Saccharomycetaceae. The record is from the annotation of a GenBank genome assembly.